This is a messenger RNA of Paramuricea clavata, 4259 nucleotides long. The record is from the annotation of a GenBank genome assembly. Lineage: Eukaryota; Metazoa; Cnidaria; Anthozoa; Malacalcyonacea; Plexauridae.
AUGGAAGAGUCGCCGACAGCAGAAAGGAACUUUUACAAUCAAGAGACGAAAUUAGCUUCGGAGCUUUUUUCAACAUCUUUGUCGGGGAAAGGAACGUUUAACGAAUUAUCUGCGACUUUAGGUACAGUGACUUAUCGUUUUAGUAACAUACGCAAGAAAACGUUUGUUGUGUUUUGAAACUCCGAACGGAGUGUUGAAAAACAAAACGGCAUGCAGAGAUUUUGUCUUGCCAAGUUGUAGCAUCCUUUGAGGUUAUUUACAGUAAAACUCCAGAAUUGUUAGAUUUUGGAUCCUUUGAGGUGUUUCACUGAAGAGUCACCAUAGUAAACGAAUCUAAAUUAACAUUUGAAGAGAAAUUCGAGACGGAAUUGAGUUAGUUUAUGGAUUAGUAUUGCCGUGGUACCAGCACAACGACAUGGUACUGAUGCCAGUUACGAUUAGCUGCUAAUACUUUAAAUUUAACCAGAUGUUUUAAUUUGCGCAUUUCCUCACAUAGGUUUGUUUUAGAACUUUAGGAAAUUUAAUUUAUGGAUGCAGACAAGAUUUCUGCAAAAAUAUUGUCAAGUUUAGGUACAACGGCUGUUGGGAAAUGUGCUUUAAUGUUUUUGACUAACUUAGGAUUAUUAAAUACUAACUGGCUUACGAACAAUCGACCGACCCCGGAAUGAUAACAAAUAUUAAUUCUUCGUUUUCAAUAUCUUCUGCUUGUCAUUUUUUGGGACCAACCUCUCGCGAAAUAUUUCCAGGUGCAAAGUCAACAGUAGACGAAAAGAAACCUUUUCUGCAGGAACAUUCGGCGCUUAGUAAACGCAGUGACGACUUCGUUGGACAAUCUACUCCGAUGGAUCGCAGCUUUGAAAACAACGAAGACGGCGAACCUGAUUUUGAUGUUUCCAGGGUUGAAGUUGCAGAGGAAUUACAGAAGCAACAAAAUGAACGUCUCGAGAGAUUGUGGAAACACCAAAGCGAACAGAAUCAGAAAAUAUUUGAAAAAUUGGAUGCGUCCAUGACACGUGAGAAUAGGUAAAAUACUUAAAGUUCAACUGAUCAAUUGGCCUUUUCCCAAAAGAGAUCAGAGUCGUGUCGAAUGCAAUUCAAACAAUAGAUAAUGAAGCUUAAUGAGGUUUAUCAUCUCAUUAUCUAUUGUCUUAAUUGCAUUCGACGCGACCAAAAUUCGACGUAUAAGGCCCGUUUCAUACGCCGUACUUCACAUGUGCCGAAUACAUUAAAGACAAUAGGUAAUGAGCUGAAAUGCCUCAUUACCUAUUGUUUUUAAUGUAUUCGGCACAUGUGAAGUACGGCGUAUGAAACGGGCCUAAAACAAGCCUAAAACUGUCAAAAUUUCUGUGAUCACAGUAGGAAUUCUGCAUAGAUAAAUUCUUUAAGUUUUUAAGGAUUUGUAAGAAAUGUCUGAUGAAACUGACUCCGUGUUUAAAGUGCGACUAACCACUAAUAUGAUUUUUGGUAUGUUUAAUAUUUGGGUAAUUCGAAGAAGAAAUGUAAUAUAUCUUUAUAAUAAAAAAUCCCAUCUUGAUCAACUUUUUCACUCUCAAAGUUUCCAGAUAUGAUGUCAUUAGGUGAAUUGCAAAUUAGUUUUCCUUUGUUUUUUGUGGAACUUUGACAGUGAAAAAGUUGAUCAAGAUGAAGUUUUUUUACUAUAAAGAUACAUUACAUUUCUUCUCAGAAUGACUCAAAUAUUACACAUGCCAAAAAUUAUAUUUGGGGUUAGUCUUAACAUGCAAAAUUUACCUAUAUGCAAAAUUCCUACUGUGAAAACCAGCCUUUGUAAUAUAUGGUUUCUCGCUUUGUAGGAACGCUUGCUUACGUGAACAGCAUGCAAGACAAGUGGAGGAUUUGCGACGUUACUAUGAAAACGAAAUAACUGGUCUGAAGAAACAACUUGCAGACAUGAAAAAUAUCAUUUUUCAACACAACCAACAAGAAAGCUCGGUGAAAGGAGAGAUUCAAAAAGAAUUUGAAAAUCUUUCGCAAGCAAACCUGGAGCUCAGCAGUAAAUGUGAUACUUUGGAAAAUGCCAAACAACUCAUGCAAAAUCAGUUGACGCAGACAAAUAUUCGCAGGCAGGAAUUGGAAAGUCAAUGUCAGCAGUUAGUCGCAACCAAUCAAAUCAUUGAUACGAGGUCGAAAGAGUUGAAGAAAAGAAAAGUGGAGACGGCUGCCAAGGUGAAAGAAAUUGAUCGACAACGAGAGCAGCUUCAAGCUCAAUGUGAUCUAGUCGGUAAAGAAAAAUGUAAGUUUAAAACUUUGUUUAAAGACGCUAGCCUCACCAACAGAAGGGGGCUAGCUUUUAAUGGGGGGGGGGGGGCUCCUGGCUAUAUAUAUAUAUAAAGAACGUUGACACUAUGCAAAACACGUAACUGCAAAUAAGAAACAAACUCUCGAAAUUGUUUUCAAAAUCCUUACUGUGUAAAUAGUGUUGGAGGUAUUACUAUAGUAUUGUAUUAUUGUGAUUCUUUGUAGUGAUUCUGAAGAGAUCGAAAGACGAAUUAGAAAGAAAAUACAAUCAACUUCAAGAUGACUAUCAAAAACUCUCAGACAAAUGUCAUAAAUUGAAAGAAGAAAGUAAGAUCUGUCGAGAUCGAACUAAGGUGCAAGAAACUCUUGUUGAGAAAACAAACAAGUAAGCUUUGAAGAAAUAUACAUUCUUGUAAAGUUGCUGUCGUGGUUUUGUGUCAGGACUGAUUUGAAAAGAUUGGAAACACUUUGCCAGCCACGUUUUUAUGCCUACCUUUGGCAUAAAUAGAUAUGGUUCAAUUUUUCUUCAAACUUUUUGUUGUAGAAACAUACGUGAGUUGGAGCUUGUAAUUGAAACAUUAAAAAGAGAAUUAGUAAGUUCCUACCGAAGUUAUCUUUGAACUUGGUUUGUUUAGUUGUCUGCCUAUAAAAAAGCUUUGUCUUCACUUUUUGGAUUUGAGUUCUCACUCCACAUGGAGUACACUGAUCCUAAUAAGGGAGUUGUAGUCAUACUGCAUGGUAUUAAAGUCUAAAGCUCUUUAUUAAGCAACUGACCAGAGACUACUGGUCAUCUUAUAUCAGGAGGAAUGAAGCUACUGUAAAUUGACUGACCAUCCUGCAGUUUGAAUUCAUAGCUUACAUAAUCUUUUCAUAGCUUAUAUAAUCUUUUUUUGUUUUGUUUUUUAGGAAGAUAAGAAAGUGAAGUAUGAAGUGGACAGAAGUAUGUUCAAUGCAACACAACAAAGAGUAGAUCGUCUGGUUGUACAAAACCGAGAUAAAGAUUUAACCAUUGAAGAUUUGGAGAAGAAAGUCAAGGCACUGCAACAAACUGUUAAAGAUGUUACUGCCAGUUCUGCCAAGGCUGGCUUGGUAUGUAGAAUAUAACACAUAUAGGAAAAAUGAUUAAUUAAAACUCCCACCUUCAUUUUCUCUGGUAAAUUUUUUGCAGAAUGAAAUAAGAGAAAGUAUUCAAAGAGAUAAAGAGCUGUUAAAAAGGGUAGGAUCUAUAUAUACUUUAGAAAGAUCUGUGUUGAACUGGAUCAUCUCGAGUUCAUUUCCUGAUUUCUAUUGAAUAUUUCUUUCUACACCAUAGAUACUCUACGAAUACGAUUCUCUAAGCGAGAAACAUGAAAAGGCAAAGGUAAACUUUUUCAUGGCCCUUUGUACAAAGAAUUGAAUAUUUUAUCCCAUUAAGUCGCAUUGCGCCCUAUUUUUUAUAUUUUACUCUGUCUAACGCCAGACCAUUUUACUCUUCAAGGGGAGAGCGUGCGCAAGAUCAAUGGGUUAAUAUAUCAGAUUAUCAGCACCCAUUAAGUUGCAAAAUGCGCCCUACUUUAUUAUUUUACUCUUACUCAAUAACGCCAGAUUAUUUUAUUGUGUCUAAUCCAGAUUAUUUUACUCUUUAAGGGUGAGUGCUGGCGCUCAAUACGUUAAUCAGACUAUCUGCCCACCUGCAUCAGCAUUACAUUGCACCAUAAUGCACCCUAAUUUAUUGUUUUACUCUGUCUAACGUCAGAUUAUUUUAGUAUUCUGUCUAAUCCAGAUUAUUUUGGCGCUUAUGGAUUAGUCAGAGAUGUCCAUGUGUUAGCAUUGCAUUGCGCCAUAAUUUAUUGUUUUACUCUGUCUAACGGCAGACGAUUUUAUUAGCGUCAAGGGGAACGCACUGUGCUCAUGAACAGGUUGCCAUAAUUAUGUAUAAAUAAAUUUUCCGUUUUCAAGGGGCAUGUGCAACGUUUAGAGGGAAAAUUGGCCGAACGUGAAGGAGAAGGCCAGAAUUUGCUAAA